AUGGAGGAGUUGCUUCAUUUACAUUGCUCUGCGUUCCAGGCUCUAGUGGAAGAGAAUGUCAAGGCAAACGUGAAGAGGAUCAGUGAUUCAGCGUUGAUUCGACAUCACUACGCCCAUGAUCAAGGCGCAGUGUACAUCCAUGGCUGGGUUUACGACGUGGAGAGCGGAGAGGUGUCUAAUUUGGGCGUCUCCGCUGGUCCGCCUGGGAAGGAGGUUCCGCCCACGCCGUUUCCUUUGGUUGUUUCAUCGGCCUUUGGUAAAUAG
Molecule: messenger RNA, 264 nt
Organism: Laccaria bicolor S238N-H82
Lineage: Eukaryota; Fungi; Basidiomycota; Agaricomycetes; Agaricales; Hydnangiaceae
Exons: 3
Coding region: 1-264 (87 amino acids)
Molecular function (GO): zinc ion binding; carbonate dehydratase activity
Source: RefSeq, a predicted model, not a curated record